Carassius auratus (goldfish) is the source of this 1696-nucleotide messenger RNA. Its product is annotated as elongation of very long chain fatty acids protein 1-like. The transcript is spliced from 8 exons. Gene Ontology annotation, molecular function: fatty acid elongase activity. Gene Ontology annotation, biological process: sphingolipid biosynthetic process; fatty acid elongation, saturated fatty acid; fatty acid elongation, polyunsaturated fatty acid. The record is from RefSeq and is a predicted model, not a curated record. Gene Ontology annotation, cellular component: endoplasmic reticulum membrane; endoplasmic reticulum. NCBI's taxonomy places the organism in Eukaryota, Metazoa, Chordata, Actinopteri, Cypriniformes, Cyprinidae. Bases 371 to 1318 code for a protein of 315 amino acids.
UCUUGACUGGUGGACUAGUCUAUAUGGGGAUGCUAGGGUUAUGGAGGCCCCUCCUCAAAGCCUGAGGCCCCAGUCAAUCGCCUGACGCCCGCUCUGCAUAGCUAGCGCCGGUGUGCCCCUGGUCGUAUGAGACGUACGUUGCUUUCAAUAACGCUACUUAAAAGCGUAGAAAUCAUGUUGUGUGGCUCUCAGCAGAAAUCUCUCUAUAUAGAUGUCCUGAUGCAAACUAAGUGACAUAAGAAAUUAAAAGAAACGUCUCAAAAAACAAUAGGUACACAAAAAAGCCAGACCUUCCGGACGUCCUGAGCGUUUCCUGCGUCAUGACGCACGAUUGAUCAGUUUAUUGGUUGUCUGAAGAAACAAAGACAAGAUGUUCCAAGAGGUGCUUUCAAACAUCUUGAGGUUCUACGACUACCUUCUGCAAAGAACUGAUGCCAGAGUGCGGGAUUAUCCGCUGAUGCAGAGUCCUAUUCAGAUGACCGUCAUCUUGCUGGGAUAUGUGAUCUUCGUUUUAUAUGUAGGACCACGAUGCAUGGCCAAUCGGAAUCCUUUCCGCCUCAACACAGCUAUGAUUGUCUAUAAUUUCUCAAUGGUGGCCUUCAACGCCUACAUUGUUUAUGAGUUCCUGAUGUCUGGCUGGGCAACAACAUACACUUGGAGAUGUGACCUCUGUGACACCUCCAGCAGUCCUCAAGCUCUCAGAAUGGUUCGGGCAGCCUGGUUGUUCUAUUUUUCCAAAUAUGUUGAACUUCUAGAUACGGUGUUUUUUGUGCUGAGAAAGAAGCACAGUCAGGUGACAUUCCUGCAUGUCAUUCAUCAUUCCAUCUUGCCCUGGACCUGGUGGUGGGGCAUCACUCUUACUCCUGCGGGGGGCAUGGGUUCCUUUCAUGCUAUGGUGAACGCGUGUGUCCAUGUCAUCAUGUACACAUACUACGGUCUGGCUGCUGCAGGACCACGCUUCCAGAAAUAUCUGUGGUGGAAAAAGUACAUGACUGCUAUUCAACUGAUUCAGUUUGUGCUGGUGACUGUUCAUAUAUCUCAGUAUUACUUGAUGGAAAAGUGUGAAUACCAAGUUCCUAUCUUCAUUCAUCUCAUCUUGUUUUACGGAACCUUUUUCUUCAUCCUCUUCUCCAACUUCUGGAUCCAGGCCUAUGUAAAGGGAAAGCGACUACCUGUUUCCACUGAGGACAAACCCAAACAGAAUGGCAUUACCACUGUGAUUGAGCCAGUGGUAGUGCCCAAUGGCAAACACUUGGAAAAUGGCACUGUGCAUUACACUAAUGGAUUUGCUCACAACGGGAAAGUGAAGGAGGUCUAAAGAGGCCAAACAGGAGCAUCAGAGACAUUUGUUGUUAAAUUAUUUUUGACAAAUUUACAUUUUUUAUGAUUGCAUGGGAGAUGAAAUGGCACAUUGGAUCUGGCGGUGGGUCCCCUUUCUUUGUAUUUAUGGAUGUUGGAGGCUGGGGAGCACUAUGCAUGAAGAGAAUUCGUCCACUGAAGUUGGCUUUGCUGACAUGGCUCUGAAACCUGACAGCAUGUCUGUGGUUAAAUAUGCUUGACCUUGGCAUUUUCCUGGUUAUUUGAGUCUCCCAGUUGUUUGCACACUGUAUAGUUUUCACAGAUCUAACUCACACUUGACUGUAAAUAUUUUGUCAGUUUAUUUGAACUUUAGUUUUUUUUUGUAACUUAUGUUAAU